AUGGCAGCCUCAAAAGUCGCAGUCGUUACCGGGGCUGCAGGAGGAAUCGGCAGCAACAUGUCGAAAGUCUUGAUUAGCAAAGGUUAUCAUGUCGUCCUCGCAGACAUAGACGCUGAAGCGGGCGCGAAAACGCAAGCUACCUUGGGCUCCAGCUCGCUUUUCGUGCAUUGUGAUCUUGCGGAUUGGUCAUCGCAAGCUGCAAUGUUCAAGAAGGCGUUUGAAUGGCAUGGUCGUAUCGACGUGUGCGUCGCCAAUGCUGGGAUUGACGAAAAGGAGAGGUUUUACAAUCCGCCAGACGUUGAUCAACAACCCCAAAAGCCGAAUAUGAAGGUCAUCGAUGUCGACCUCCUGGCCGUCAUCUACGGUUUGAGGCUUUUCAGAUACUACUGGCGAAAGAGCGGCGUGGCUGGGUUGGGGAAAAUGAUCAUCACCAGCAGCAUGGCCGGAAUUUACGCAUUCCCUGCGGCGCCAGUGUAUUCAGCUGCUAAACACGGGAUUGUUGGGCUUGUGAGAGCGUCCUCGUUUAAACUGUUGAGGAGCGAGUCCAUCACCAUCAAUACAAUCUGUCCGGGCCCUGUUGAUACUGGAAUCAGCGAGCAGAUGAAGAAGGUCGUACCUGCGGAGAAUUUCACCCCCAUGAGCGUCGUGUUGGACGCAUUCGAGAAGUUUGUCGAAGAAGACGUUACUGGGCAAGUCGCAGAAGCUUCUAACAAGAGGUUCUAUUUGCGCCAACCGGUGGAGUAUUCGGACGGCAAUUCGGAGUUCUUGAUAGAAGACAUGAAGCGAUUCUUGUCAUAA
This is a messenger RNA of Exophiala xenobiotica, 798 nucleotides long. RefSeq lists its product as uncharacterized. Gene Ontology annotation, molecular function: oxidoreductase activity, acting on the CH-OH group of donors, NAD or NADP as acceptor. The record is from RefSeq and is a predicted model, not a curated record. Bases 1 to 798 code for a protein of 265 amino acids. Gene Ontology annotation, cellular component: cytoplasm. NCBI's taxonomy places the organism in Eukaryota, Fungi, Ascomycota, Eurotiomycetes, Chaetothyriales, Herpotrichiellaceae. The transcript is spliced from 2 exons.